GGAGGGUUGUUCCAAUUAAAGGGGCUGGACUUGCUUCCUUUAUAAAUGCUGCCUGCAGGACCAACGGCUUCCUUAAAAGUCAUUGGUUUCUGCGGAACAGCAAGUACCACUUUGGUGAAGCACAAAAUGCAUUUUAGAAAUUUUAACUACAGUUUUAGUUCUCUGAUUGCCUGUGUGGCAGAUAGCGAUGUCUUCAAUCAAGCAGAAACAAGGGCCAAAUUUGAAUCGCUGUUUAGAACAUACGACAGAGAUAUCACCUUUCAGUAUUUUAAGAGCUUCAAAAGAGUACGAAUAAAUUUCAGUAACCCUUUAUCUGCAGCAGAUGCUAGAAUCCAAUUGCACAAGACAGAGUUCCUUGGAAAGGAAAUAAAACUGUAUUUUGCUCAGACUUUGCACAUUGGAAGCUCACAUUUGGCACCACCAAAUCCAGACAAACAGUUUUUGAUUUCACCUCCUGCCUCUCCACCUGUUGAUUGGAAGCAAGUAGAAGAUGCUACUCCAGUUAUUAACUAUGACCUUUUAUACGCUAUCUCCAAGUUAGGACCAGGAGAAAAGUAUGAGCUACAUGCUGCAACUGACACUACUCCUAGUGUCGUCGUCCACGUAUGUGAGAGUGACCAGGAAAAUGAUGUGGAAGAAGAAACAAAGAAACCCAAACCAAAAAUUAUUCAGACGAGGAGGCCAGAUUAUACUCCUACCCAUUUAAGUUGAACUACUGUUGUUUUUCCAAGGGUUAUAAGUAAACAUAUGCAAGGGAAACAUUUACUGUGGAAAUAGCAGGUCACAGGUCUGGUGGCAACAGCAGCAGUUAUACUAGGAGAAAUUCCAAUAUAAGUUUGCUCAGAAAAAAUGUAGGAAGUUCCAUCCUUAUUUUUGAUGCUGCAGGUUGAUGGAUGUCAUGAGUGUAUUCCCAGAUCACUGGGAACAAAAGAUAGGCAGAAGAAAACAUUUUGAGACUUAACAGGACAAACUAGGUUUAUUUUUUUGGGGGGUACUGUAGGCUGUUCCAUUAUAAAGCAACUGGGGGAAGCUUUCUUUGUUCUGACUCACAUAAAUCCUCAAACUAAUAGGCUAGUCAUUGUGUGGAAUACAUAGUGAUAACAGAGGUGGUUUUAAAAGAUUAAAGUAUGAGAAUUGUAAACCUUUUUCUUACAAUAGAUUUUGUGCAUGUGGAUUCUUGGUCUUCUGAAGUAACUUUGCAUUAUUUUCUAUAGUUUCUCACAUUUUCUGGAAAUCCGGGAAAUUGUUUAAAGUAUUUAUUAUCUCAGCAUCCCAGACUUACUACUAGAUGUGUAUAUACAUAUAUAUUUAUAUUUGUUUUUAUUGGCACUCAUUUUCCAGCAGGCAUACAAUUUCUUCGGCACCUUAUUUUGGUGCUAUGUAACUUGUGCUUUUAAAAUUUUAACCUUUUAAAUGCCUAUAUAGGGUUUUAUCUGGCAAAGUAAUGGAAAAAUGUGCAAUAGGAAAGUUGUUUAAAUAAGUUGAUUUUAAAUUAUUUAAGUUUAACUAAGUUAUAUCGUCAAUAACAUUUGUUCAGUAGCUUUGACUUUCUCAUUUGGAAAAAAGUACUCUUAAAUGUAUAAAUAAAGCUAAUGUUGCAUAUUCACAGCAAUGUAAUUUUUCAGUGAAAAAAAUGGUAAUGGAGAGACAUGAACUCUACUCAGUAUGUGAAUCUGCAUUGUUGGAGCAAAGGUUUAACAGUGAUUGAAAAAUUGCACAGAGUGUGUAGAACAGCGAAGAGAGAUGGAGUGCCUUUUCCUCAUUCAUUCCUGAUGUGAACUGUUCUACAAGCUGCACACUUGUAUCUUUUUCUACUGGCUUUGUAUGCUCAUAAGUAUAAACUUUCUCAGCUUUGCUUCCGAAAUAAGCUGGUAUUUAGAAAUGCUUAACGCCAAGUAACGAUACGUACUUAAGUAAUGGGUGUAUGUGGGAGAAGCUUUAGGGUGUUUUAUAUGUUAGUGUUUAAAGACAGUAGCUC
Molecule: messenger RNA, 1978 nt
Organism: Haliaeetus leucocephalus (bald eagle)
Lineage: Eukaryota; Metazoa; Chordata; Aves; Accipitriformes; Accipitridae
Gene: RCAN1
Product: regulator of calcineurin 1
Exons: 5
Coding region: 46-711 (221 amino acids)
Biological process (GO): calcium-mediated signaling
Cellular component (GO): cytoplasm; nucleus
Molecular function (GO): nucleic acid binding; calcium-dependent protein serine/threonine phosphatase regulator activity
Source: RefSeq, a predicted model, not a curated record